AUGCUCACCGAACAAUUCGUCGCCGCCAUCUCGGCAUCGACAAAGCCCAACACGGGAGUCACAAAAGACGCGGGCAUUUUCAUACAUGAGUUCCAGCCACUUGUCGCCCAGAGACAUGCUUUCAAGAAGAGCGCGAGUGCGCCAAACGGCAUAGCUGUGAGCGCCUCACAUGUCUUCGCUGCGCAGUCGGACAAGGCCAUUGUACAUGUGUAUAGCAGGGAGAGGGGCAACCAAGAAGCCCUGGUGCCCUUCCCAGAGAGAAUUCACAGCAUCGCACUCGCAGCGCAGGACAGCGUGCUACUGCUUGGAACCGAGAGCGGGCGGAUAUUGGCUUGGGAGGUCUGCUCAGGCCGUCUCGUCUCUACGUCCACUUCCCACCUCCAGCCAGUCACGAGCAUGGUAGUCGACCCAUCCGACAACUUCUUCCUCUCCGGCUCCUCCGAUGCUAUGAUCCACGUAUGGGCACUUCCCGCCAUACUAUCCUUCUCCCCCGAUGCCUCGCGCUCGCCAAUACACACCCUCUCUACCCACCGCGGGCCCAUAUCCUCCAUUGUCUGCGGCCACAGCUCGAGCGCUGCCAACAUUGCCGUAUCAAUAUCAGGGGACAAGUCGGCCAUAGUUUGGGACUACCACAACGGACAAGCACUAAGGACCUAUUUGCUGCCCGAGAUACCUACUGCUGUCACUCUCGACCCUGCAGACCGCGCAUUCUACGUAGCCUAUGCUGAUGGCAGCUUGCAAACCAUUGACUUAUACGACCAAGUGCAGAAGACUACUUCGAUAGACGUCCUUCGGGACAGCGCCUCGUCUCAUCGACCGAUACAACCAUCACCCAAGAGCCGCUUCAGUGCAGAGUCGCAGAAGCUCGGCGGAGCCCUCGCUCUGACUCUUAGCUGGGAUGGUACUUCACUCAUCUCGGGCCAUGCCAGUGGUAAGGUAGCACUUUGGGAUGUCGCAAAGGCAAACUAUCUUUCUACUCCCGCCAAUCUUCCCGGUCCCGUUUCAAACCUUCGAUUUCUCCCACCUACUGGCUUCCCUAACACAGCGGAACCCACCUUCAAGAUUCCAACAAUUGUCAAGCCAAAGCAGGAUGCAGGACUCACGAGCAGCGCAAAUGGCCUGGUUCCGCCAAAUUAUACCCUGAACCUCCAGCUAAACGGUCGGUUGCGCAGUCCCCACGUUUCUGCUACUGAGAAGAAACUGGUAGGAAGAAGUGCAUUUGAAGAGGCUCUUGUACACCCAAGUUUCCCCGCCGGCAUGCUGGAAGAGAGCUUGGCUGAGCUAGACUCAUGGGCUACUCAGCCAAAGGGUGGUGCCGCCCCAACGGCUGACUUUAUGGCACUAGAUGAUGGUAGCAUGAACGCGUCUGAUGCAUCGGGCAAGGCUCAGCAGACCGAAGUCAACGAACUGAAGAAACAGCUGGCGAGCUUACAACGCAUCCAAAUGGUUACUUUCUCACAACUUUCAGAGCUGCGGGAAGAGAAGGACUAUUUUAUAAGCCAGGAAAAGAAGAGGGCAGAGCGUGCCAAAGCACGAGCGAAAAAGAGACUCACUAACGGCGGAAACCGCAACCACACCAAUGGGGACGUGGAGAUGAAUGAAGGCACAGACGCCACUUCAGGUUCUGAUUCAGAUGGAAUCGAUGCUGCCGACGAAUCCUGA
Alternaria burnsii is the source of this 1662-nucleotide messenger RNA. RefSeq names its product wd domain containing protein. Gene Ontology annotation, cellular component: nuclear pre-replicative complex. Lineage: Eukaryota; Fungi; Ascomycota; Dothideomycetes; Pleosporales; Pleosporaceae. Gene Ontology annotation, molecular function: protein binding. The transcript has 2 exons. The record is from RefSeq and is a predicted model, not a curated record. Bases 1 to 1662 code for a protein of 553 amino acids. Gene Ontology annotation, biological process: rRNA processing; DNA-templated DNA replication.